AUGAGUUCCUUACGGUUCCUCGACCUGGUCAAGCCGUUCGUGCCGUUCCUCCCUGAGGUUCAGCAGCCGGAAACCAAGAUUCCCUUUAACCAGAAGCUAAUGUGGACGGCUCUGACCCUCCUCAUCUUCUUGGUGAUGAGCCAGAUGCCCCUGUACGGUAUCGUGUCGUCGGACAACUCCGAUCCCCUAUAUUGGCUGCGAAUGGUGAUGGCUAGUAAUCGCGGUACGUUGAUGGAACUGGGUAUCACCCCCAUCAUCUCGUCUGGCAUGGUCUUCCAGCUCCUUGCCGGUACCCACAUGAUCGACGUCAACCUUGACCUCAAGUCCGAUCGCGAGCUCUACCAGACCGCUCAGAAGCUCUUCGCCUUCAUUCUCUCCGCUGGCACCGCCACUGUCUACGUCUUCAGCGGCCUCUACGGAACUCCUUCCGACCUCGGCGCCGGCAUUGUCUUCCUCCUCAUCCUCCAGCUCUUCGUUGCCGGCAUGAUCGUCAUUCUCCUCGAUGAGCUUCUCCAGAAGGGUUAUGGUCUUGGAAGCGGCAUUUCGCUCUUCAUUGCUACCAACAUCUGCGAGUCCAUCGUCUGGAAGGCCUUCUCCCCCACCACCAUCAACACUGGCCGUGGUCCCGAGUUCGAGGGUGCCAUCAUUGCCCUCUUCCACCUCCUCAUGACCUGGCCCAACAAGCAGCGAGCUCUCCAGGAGGCCUUCUACCGACAGAACCUCCCCAACAUCAUGAACCUCCUCGCCACCCUUGUAGUCUUCGCCGCCGUCAUCUAUCUCCAGGGCUUCCGCGUCGAGAUCCCCGUCAAGUCCUCGCGCCAGCGUGGUGCCCGUGGCUCGUACCCCGUCCGCCUCUUCUACACCUCCAACAUGCCCAUCAUGUUGCAGUCGGCUCUCUCGUCCAACGUCUUCCUCAUCAGCCAGAUGCUGUACUCGCGCUUCUCCGAGAACCUCCUCGUCCGCCUCUUCGGUGUCUGGGAGACGAAGGAUGGCUCUUCCCAGCUCCAGGCCGUCUCGGGUCUCGUCUACUACAUGUCGCCUCCCCUCAACUUCAAGGAUGCCCUCCUCGACCCCAUCCAUACCGUCGUCUACAUCGGCUACAUGCUCACUGCCUGCGCCAUCUUCUCCAAGACCUGGAUUGAGGUUUCCGGCUCCAGCCCCCGCGAUGUCGCCAAGCAGCUCAAGGACCAGGGUCUCGUCAUGGCCGGUCACCGUGACCAGUCCAUGUACAAGGAGCUCAAGCGCAUCAUCCCCACCGCCGCCGCCUUCGGUGGUGCCUGCAUUGGUGCUCUCUCGGUUGCCAGCGACCUCAUGGGAGCUCUCGGCUCUGGCACUGGUACCCUUCUCGCUGUGACUAUCAUCUACGGUUACUUCGAAAUAGCCGCGAAGGAAGGCGACCUCGCCGGUAUGAAGGGAAUGAUCAUGGGUUAA
Molecule: messenger RNA, 1431 nt
Organism: Scedosporium apiospermum
Lineage: Eukaryota; Fungi; Ascomycota; Sordariomycetes; Microascales; Microascaceae
Product: Protein transport protein SEC61 subunit alpha
Exons: 3
Coding region: 1-1431 (476 amino acids)
Biological process (GO): post-translational protein targeting to membrane, translocation; SRP-dependent cotranslational protein targeting to membrane, translocation
Cellular component (GO): membrane; Sec61 translocon complex
Molecular function (GO): ribosome binding; transmembrane protein transporter activity; signal sequence receptor activity
Source: RefSeq, a predicted model, not a curated record